Sceloporus undulatus (fence lizard) is the source of this 1563-nucleotide messenger RNA. RefSeq lists its product as uncharacterized. Gene Ontology annotation, molecular function: microtubule motor activity. The transcript is spliced from 10 exons. NCBI's taxonomy places the organism in Eukaryota, Metazoa, Chordata, Lepidosauria, Squamata, Phrynosomatidae. The record is from RefSeq and is a predicted model, not a curated record. Gene Ontology annotation, biological process: microtubule-based movement. The coding region runs from base 1 to 1341 and encodes 446 amino acids.
AUGGAGGGGCCUGAAAUGCUGACCCAGGGCGGUGGUCUGCUCCGUGGCUGUGGCGGCACUAUUCCGUCACAGCCAGGAGAUGGAACGGUUCGCAGGAGGCAGCAAGGGCUGCUCUCUCCUGCCACCACUGGGGCCGGUUUGGGAGGAGGAGACCUUCCGCUCCAGGCCAGACAGGAGCUCCAGAGAAUCCGGACUUGGGCCUCAGAGGAGUGGGUCAGGGGCCAGGUGGAGAUCCUCCAGUGCCAGGCAUCUCAGCACGAGAACGCCACUCACAAGUUCCAAUUUGAACGGGUCUUCCCUCCCUCCUGCUCCCAGGCCAAGGUCUUUGAGGAGAUUGCGCUGCUGGUGCAGGUGGAGCUACUCCAUGUGGAUGAGAAGCUGGCCGAGAAGACGGCCCAGUGCGAGGCCGUGGGGAAGAGCCUGCUCCAUUUAGAAAUGGAGUGCCGGCACCUCCACAACUCUGUGCAGGAGCUCAAGCUGGAUAUUCUCCAAUUGGAUGAGAAGAUAGAGGAGAAGAAGGCCCAAUGCAAGGCCGUGGGGGAGAGCCUGCUCCAUUUAGAAAUGGAGCGUCGGCACCUUCACAACGCCUUGCAGAAUCUCAAGGGUAACAUACAGGUUCUCUGCCGCGUGCGGCCGCUGCUGCCUUGGGAGGAGGAGGAGAACCGGAAGGGAACGAGCCACUUCCGGUUCUUUCCAGAAGAUCCAAAGAGACUUCUCCUUUCUAAGACAGAAGAGGUGGAGCUACUCCAUGUGGAUGAGAAGCUGGCCGAGAAGACGGCCCAGUGCGAGGCCGUGGGGAAGAGCCUGCUCCAUUUAGAAAUGGAGCGCCGGCACCUCCACAACUCUGUGCAGGAGCUGAAGGCGCAGGAGAAGAGGAUAGAAAGAGGCGGCGGAGGCGGAGGAUUCGGAGUCAGAAUGCGGUCGAAUCUUCACCUGGGAAAGAAAGCGCACCCCAGGAGCAGGGCAGAACCGGUGCUGGAUUCGGUCCAGAAUCAUGCUGGGGCCCCAACUGAGCAUCUGGAGCAAAGCCUGGAGUCCCAGAAGCAUCUCCUUCCUCUGUUGCAUGAAGCAAACAGAUACAUGAUCCUUCGUUAUCGGCAGUGGCUGGUCCUCCACCGAGGGAAGACUAGAUGGUUCUUCAGGCGGAGAGGAGGCAUGGCCACGGGUAGAGUCUGGGCUGGCAGCAUUUCCCAUUGGGGUUCUGUGUCGUCAUGUGACAGUGGACACUGUGUGCUGGCCACGACAGCCUGGCCGCAGCCAGAUUUUCCCUCGAGUCCCAUCUUCCUCCGACGGUUUUGUCGCCCGCAGUUCUUCCCAAAGAGUGGCCACCUCCGUCUCUGACUUUUGGAGGGCGCAUUUUAGCUGGGUGACCUCCUCUUUCAACAGCUGGGAUUUUGGAGGAGGAAGGAAAAAGAGAGGAAAGGGGUCAGACCUGUAAGGGGAUCCCAAGGUCAUCUAUUCCAGCCCCUUUUCCAGUCAAGUAUAAGGAAAUCUUGCCCUGGAAAUGAAAAUCUAUUCGAUUACACACUCAAAUGACAACCGCAGCAAAUCCAACUAAGGCAU